Messenger RNA from Didymodactylos carnosus, 735 nucleotides. The record is from the annotation of a GenBank genome assembly. Lineage: Eukaryota; Metazoa; Rotifera; Eurotatoria; Philodinida; Philodinidae.
AUGAACGAAGACUUCGUAUUGCUGAGAGAAAGAACCACAACAAAUAAAUGCGGUCAAGAAUUUCAGAGUUGGAGAAGUUCGUAUUAUCUAUUGAACGUUGAUGUUAAUUCGAAUGAUAGUCAAUCGUCAUCAAUAAUAUGUGAUAAUUUGUUCACAGAACAACAAACCUAUAGAAUACCACGAGAAUGUUUAAGUCAUUUUUAUUGUGAUUUGUCUAAAUGUGACGAACAUCAAUUUCGUUGUGUUAAAUUACGUGAAUCAUUAUGUUGUCUGUAUAAAUAUUUUACGAAACAUUGUCGUCUAAAUACGAUUAAAGAAAAUUUUCGGUACAUCUAUUUUCAAUUAUCAGUUCAACAUGGAUAUUGUGAAAUUAAUUUAGAACGAAUUGAAAACAAUGAUGAGACAUAUUGUAUAGCAGAUGAAGACAAUUUUCGACAGCCACAAACAACAACAGUGUUUUAUCCUCAUUAUCAUCAUCAUCAUAUGAAACAUCAUACACAGCAAACUUCGGAACAUCAUCAUCUUCGAAUUUUAAAAACAACAAAACAUUAUCGACGAAAACAAAAUAUUGCCACACGGCACAAUCAUUCGACCAAUCCACAUUAUUUAAGAAAAGUACUGCUUUAUAACCCCGAUGCAGGAGCAAUAAUAAACGAUACAAAUCGUCAAACUAUUCGACUCAUGUUAUUUUAUCCAGUCUUCUUAUCAUUAUUAUUGUCAAAUAGUUUUACAUAA